CGGAUCUCAGGGCCAGGGAGCGGGCAGAGGAGGAUCUCGUUGGGAUCCGAGGCGCCCCUGUUCCAGGCCAGAAAGGGAGGUGGGCUUGGCAGGCCUGAGCAUGAGAGGACAGGCUGGAUAUUCUUGUUGGCACAGAAGGUCAGCUCCUAACCCAGUGCACACACACGUCUAAGAUGUCUGCAGGCUGCUAGGACCCACCCACCUCCUUGUCAUGGACUGCCCAGGCUGACAGGUCCAUCCUUAUGGGCAUCUCCUGUUCUGAUCUGGAGGAGACCAUGUCCAAGCCCCCCGACUGCCUGCUGUGGGUGCUCAGGGCCACCCCCAGACAGCGGGUCUUCACCCUCUUCAUUAUCAGCUUCAAGUUCACGUUCUUGGUCUCCAUCCUGAUCUACUGGCACACUGUGGGUGCACCCAAGGACCAAAGACAACAGUAUAGCCUGCCAGUGGACUUUCCCUGCCCCCAGCUGACCUUUCCAAGAGUGUCUGCCCCAGGCAACAUCUUCUUCCUAGAGACAUCCGACAAGACCAGUCCCAGCUUUCUGUUUAUGUGUUCUGUGGAAUCAGCUGCCAGAGUACACCCCGAGUCCCAGGUGGUGGUGCUCAUGAAAGGGCUGCCUAGAGACACUGCAGCCCGACCCCGGAACCUUGGCAUCUCUCUUCUGAGCUGUUUUCCCAAUGUCCAGAUACAACCUCUGGACCUGCAAGAACUGUUUGAGGACACGCCACUGGCAGCCUGGUACUUGGAGGCACAGCACAGGUGGGAGCCCUAUCUGUUGCCAGUCCUGUCUGAUGCUUCCAGGAUCGCACUCCUCUGGAAGUUUGGCGGGAUCUACCUGGACACAGACUUCAUCGUCCUCAAGAAUCUUCGAAACCUGACCAACAUGUUGGGCAUCCAAUCUCGCUACGUCCUCAAUGGUGCCUUCCUAGCCUUCGAGCGCAAGCAUGAGUUCUUGGCGCUGUGCAUACGUGAUUUUGUGGCCCACUACAAUGGUUGGAUUUGGGGCCACCAGGGCCCCCAACUGCUAACCCGAGUCUUCAAGAAGUGGUGUUCCAUCGACAGUCUGAAAGAGAGCCACGCUUGCCGUGGGGUCACUGCCCUGCCCCCCGAGGCCUUCUACCCCAUCCCCUGGCAGAACUGGAAGAAAUACUUUGAAGAUAUCAGCCCCGAGGAGCUGGUCCAGCUGCUCAAUGCCACCUAUGCUGUUCAUGUGUGGAACAAGAAAAGUCAGGGUACACACCUAGAGGCCACGUCCAGGGCUCUGCUGGCCCAGCUACAUGCCCGCUAUUGCCCUACGACACAUAGAGCCAUGAAGAUGUACUUGUGACGGCCCUCCAGGCUGAGGUCAUAUCAUAUCAACGUUGUUACUCCCUUUCCAGGGAGGCUAGAGAAGCAGACAGGAAAGGGGGCUCUGAGAUGCUGCUGUUGACUUUAGAAGAGACCAAGCUGGCCUGGGGACCACACCUGCCCAUCCAGGCCAGAGGGAGACUGGUAGAUACACUUCGUCCAGUGUUCUAGGCUAACCAGUGAUUUCAGAAUUACUAGUAUCUGGGGCCUUAGUGGGCUAGAUCACAAGAACACUAAAGAACUUUCUAAGGUAGCUGGAAGACAGUUGGUCAGAGGCGGGGUCAGGAGCAGAGCUCUGAGAAGCCUGUGUAGAAAAGCGAAGGGAAAAGGAUCUGGCUCUCUCAGCCUCAUGAGCCCAGGGGGAGGGGCAGAGCUCCCUGGGAACACUGCAUUUCCUCCCCUGGGACACUGCUCUGAGGAUCUGUCACAGCCUGUUCCAGUGUUCAGGGAUGUGGAAAUUCUUUAGGCUACAAAAAAGGGUUCUGAGUCCCCUCCCUGUUAUAGACACUGGGGGCUAUAAUAAAAGUGACUCACCAACAUGUAAUAAA
Molecule: messenger RNA, 1893 nt
Organism: Arvicanthis niloticus (Nile rat)
Lineage: Eukaryota; Metazoa; Chordata; Mammalia; Rodentia; Muridae
Gene: A4galt
Product: alpha 1,4-galactosyltransferase (P1PK blood group)
Biological process (GO): glycosphingolipid biosynthetic process
Molecular function (GO): galactosyltransferase activity
Source: RefSeq, a predicted model, not a curated record